Brienomyrus brachyistius is the source of this 3472-nucleotide messenger RNA. RefSeq names its product bone morphogenetic protein/retinoic acid inducible neural-specific 1 (gene brinp1). Gene Ontology annotation, biological process: negative regulation of mitotic cell cycle; positive regulation of neuron differentiation. Lineage: Eukaryota; Metazoa; Chordata; Actinopteri; Osteoglossiformes; Mormyridae. The coding region runs from base 491 to 2776 and encodes 761 amino acids. The record is from RefSeq and is a predicted model, not a curated record. The transcript has 8 exons.
CCUAGUUUCUCUCCCCUUUUUGCGCGCUCACAUCACUCGCUGUGCCUCAGUCUAUCCACCGCACUCCUUCACCUGAUCUUUCGCGCUUGCUUUCUUUCUCUCCACGCUCCGGAUCGCGUCCAGUCUGAGCGGAUAUUUCAUCCCCCCCAUCCCCUCCUCCGGCUGGACCGCACUCCACUCCAUACACUUUUUUUUCCUGGCAAUCGCCGCAUCUCUCUCUCUCUUUCUCCCCGCACGCCGAUGCCCGUAGCCCGGCCGAAGAGAAGGACUCCUCUCCCCCGAGCAUGAGAAGGACUGCCAACUCAUCCGCAAUCCAGCAUCAGAGAUCAGGCUGCCACUAUGAGAGCUGGGAUCAUAUGCUCCAGCAGCAGAAGUUUUUCGUCAACAGAAUAAAACAACGGGGACUUGGGCUUCCAGUGACUGGGGAGGAUCGGUUUUAGGUCUCCACAGAAUGGAGCGAGAAUGAGCAGAGAGCGGCUGAAGGAAAAGCAUGAACUGGAGGUUUAUUGAGGUCAUCUGCUUCCUGUUUAUAUGGGACCAUAUAACAGUUCAGUCUUCCCGCCAGGACCCAUCUGCUGCCGAGCAACAUGUCUCCAAGCAAUUUGACUGGCUCAUCUCGGACCGCGGGCCUUUCCACCACUCUCGGAGUUACCUCUCCUUUGUGGAAAGAUUCCGCCAAGGAUUUACAACCAGAUAUAAAAUAUAUAGAGAGUUUGCACGUUGGAAGGUGAGGAACACCGCCCUCGAGCGGAGGGACCUCAUCCGAAACCCCGUGCCCCUCAUGCCAGAGUUUCAACGCAGCGUGCGGAUGCUGGGCCGGCGGCCGUCCACGCAGCAGUUCAUCGACACCAUCAUCAAGAAGUACGGGACCCACAUCCUCAUCUCGGCCACUCUGGGAGGUGAGGAGGCUCUUACUAUGUAUAUGGCUAAAAAUAAACUGGACCGGAAGAUCGUGAAUGUCACGCAGAGCGUGGAGACCCUCCAUCAGCUGGCCUCCUCGUAUUUCAUAGACCGGGAUGGGACCAUGAAGAAGCUCCAUGAGAUCCAGAUUUCCACCAAUGCCAUCAAGGUGACAGAGACGAGGACAGGCCCGCUGGGAUGCAGCAGCUAUGACAACCUGGACUCUGUCAGCUCAGUCCUGCUGCAGAGCCCCGAGAGCAAGCUGCACCUGCAAGGUCUGCAGGUAAUCUUCCCCGAGUAUCUGCAGGAGAAGUUCGUCCAAUCGGCCCUCAGCUACAUAAUGUGCAACGGCGAGGGGGAGUAUGUGUGCCGAAACAGCCAGUGUGUGUGCCGCUGUGCCGAGGAGUUCCAACAAUGCAACUGCCCCAUCACCGACAUCCAGAUCAUCGAGAACACCCUGAUGGGGAUGGCAGAGACGUGGGCUACCACCUACAAGGACUUUGAAAAUUCAGACGAGUUUAAGUCCUUCCUGAAGAGGCUGCCCUCGACUCACUUCCUGCCGGUGAGCAGCGUGCACCUACUUUGGGGCAGUGACUGGGAUCUCCAGGCCCGCUUUCGACUGCUGCAGAGCUCCCUGGAGGCCCAGCGGCUGAAGAUGCAGCGUACGGCCCGCAAGCUCUUCAGCCUGAGCGUGCGCUGCCACCACAAACCCAGCCACCAGAUGCCCAGGGAGAGGUCCGUGCUGCAGUGGCUGAACAGGGUCCAGUCCUUCUUGUACUGCAAUGAGAACGGCUUCUGGGGCACCUUCCUGGAGAGCCAACGGACCUGCGUGUGUCACACGGGAGGCAGCCUGUGCCAGAGGCCCAUCCCCUGCGUGAUCGGCGGCAACAACAGCUGCGCCAUGUGCAGCCUGGCCAACAUCUCGCAGUGCGGCUCCUGCAACAAGGGCUACAAGUUGUACCGCGGCCGCUGCGAGCCGCAGAACGUGGACUCGGAGCGCAGCGAGCAGUUCAUCAGCUUCGAGACAGACCUGGACUUCCAGGACCUGGAAUUGAAGUACCUGCUGCAGAAGAUGGACUCGCGCCUGUACGUGCACACCACCUUCAUCAGCAACGAGAUCCGCCUGGAGACCUUCUUCGACCCGCGGUGGCGCAAGCGCAUGUCUCUCACGCUCAAGAGCAACAAGAACCGCAUGGACUACCUGCACAUGAUCGUCGGGCUCUCCAUGAAGAUCUGCCAGAUGCGCAACAGCAGUGUCGACCCCAUGUUCUUCGUUUACGUCAACCCGUUCAGUGGCAGCCACUCAGAGGGGUGGAGCAUGCCCUUUGGCGAGCACGGCUACCCGCGUUGGGAGAGGGUACGCUUGCAGAGCUCACAAUGCUACAACUGGACCCUGCUGCUCGGCAACCGCUGGAAGACCUUCUUUGAGACGGUGCACAUCUACCUGCGUAGCCGGGCCAAAGUACCCACCAGCGUGCGCAAUGAUACCGGCCAGGGCCCGGUAGAUCUCUCCGACCCCAACAAGAGGCAGAUCUACAUCAAGAUCUCUGACAUCCAGGUGUUCGGAUACAGCCUGCGCUUCAACGCCGACCUCCUACGCAGCGCCGUACAGCAGGUCAACCAGUCGUACACCCAGGGGACGCAGUUUUACUCGUCGUCGUCCGUCAUGCUGCUGCUGCUGGACAUCAGGGACCGGAUCAACCGUCUGGCGCCUCCGGUGGCCCCCGGCAAACCGCAGCUCGACCUCUUCUCCUGUAUGCUGAAACAUCGGCUGAAACUCAACAACAGCGAGAUGAUCCGGGUCAACCACGCCUUGGACAUGUACAACACGGAGAUUUUGAAACAAUCUGACCACCUGACUACCAAACUCUGCUAAGGAAAAGAGAAACACUAUAUAUACAUAUAAAUAUUUACAAAACAGAUCAAGGCGGAUAACUUUUUGGAAGUUUUCAUUCGACUUACUCAUGUACUCUUGAACACUUUGUAAAUGUUAUUGUUAAUUGAAAUCGAGGAAAAAAAAGAAAAGAAAGAUUUUUAGUUUGAAAAAGUGACUAAAACCAUUUAACAAGACUGUAUCAUAUUUGUCCAAGCAUGUCUGUUGUUACCUUAAAGAACCUAUGGAAAGGAACAAAAGAAAGAAAAAAGAAAAAUAUGCUGACUAAGAGGCCUUGAAUUUAUUCCGAGGGAGCAAAGGUACUUUAAUAACUGCCAUUCUUAACUGAGUAAAAGCAUUUUUAAUCUAAUAAAACAAUGUAAAUGUAGACCAGAUAUGAUUUUUUUUUUUUUAAUUUUACCAAAAAAUGUUUUGUCUAAGUAUAAAAGAGGGUAAAUAUAUUCUUCAGUUGAACGUGAAGCAUUUUAACCAUGAGGCCUGCACAGAUGUAUGUGUUUCAUUUCACACGACGCAGUGUUAAGAGUCUUAUUAAUAAUCAGUUACGAGUGAUGCCGGACUGAUAUUUGCCGCGAGCGGAAUUCAGUGGAAAAUAACAUUAACGUUUUUCUCUGGCGUAAAAGUCAAGGUCAUUAAGAUUCUGUUUUACCGUUUUAAAUAAAGACAAUAGAAACAGUCGAA